AUGCUAUCCACCCUUUUUGCUGUCAUCGUAUCAAUCUUCAUAAUUGGUUUUACUGCUACUGCGACCUCUUAUCCUACGAGUAACGUGAUCCCAGGCUGUCGCCGGAAUACGGAUAGUUUUUCAUUCUCCAUACCGUUCAUUCUCUUGUCUGUGUUCCAACUGGUACUAGUGUCCCUCACACUUGUGUGUGUCAUACAGAGUUGGCGGUCUGCCAAGGGCCCUCUCUAUGCCAUCCUAGUGAAGCACAACAUAUUCUACUAUACAUGCGGUCUGCUUCUCUCGACCGUGAACGUCCUUGCGCCAGUACUACUAGUGCUGCCGCUUUCUGAUUUCCUAUCCUACUUCCUCCCCGAAGCUUUUGAGGUCUUUAUCCUUGCUAUCCUCGCUACGCGCAUGCACCUCCAUCUCUGGCGUAUGGAUCAGCAAGUGGACGACCCCGACAUCGUCUCGUGUGGCUUAUUCGGUGUCGUUUGUGAAGUGGGACUUGGACUACCGACUUUCUCUUCGUUGGUGCAACACAUGCAAUCUUACGUGAGCUACCUUUUCUCUCUGUCCGAUUAUGAAUUCUUGUGUUCCCUGCUGUCAGUUUUGCCCUUCAUGCCUGUUGAUCAUCGACCCUCCUUGGUCUUAAGCAUCCUGUGCCAUAAGUAUUCCCACAUCAUCAUCAAUACCCUCCGUGAACCGCUUCAAACCCAGACUGCCCAGUCUGAAACACUCAAAGAGGGCCGAAAACUUGCAAAAGAGUGA
Messenger RNA from Suillus subalutaceus, 747 nucleotides. RefSeq lists its product as uncharacterized. The transcript has 8 exons. Lineage: Eukaryota; Fungi; Basidiomycota; Agaricomycetes; Boletales; Suillaceae. The record is from RefSeq and is a predicted model, not a curated record. Bases 1 to 747 code for a protein of 248 amino acids.